ACCGCUACAGGGUAACACCCAGAAAAUGGAGACUCAACAUAGCAGAACGGACUGUAGACAAAACUACUCCUCCUUAAGGGUUGUCGAAUGCUGGAAUUCGCUGCCGGCCGAGAUAGUCCAAGCGACUACCCAGUAGUCCUUUUAGAGGCAACUUGAUCUAUUAUUAAGGACUAAGGAUAUUAUCAUACUAUGAUUUACCAAUUUCUUUUUCCUCUUUCAUUGUUAACAUACCUAGGUUCCUGCCUGGAAGUUUUGGUGAUCCACUGAUACUAGACACGGAAGCUCGUUAAGCGAAAGCUUCUUCUAUUCCGUCCACAACCAUUUGAACUGGAAUUCUCUACAGGAACACGUAAUAUCAGCACCUUCUGUUAAUAUAUUCAAAACGAGAUCGAGCCUCAACAUUAUUACGAACUGCAAGGAUUAAUAUAGGUCGAUAGACCUCCUAUCCUUAUUUCUGAAGACUGAAAAUUUGUUUAUUGAUAGCGGAUGUAGAAACACUGAACGGCCUUUUCGUGCGGAAUUUUGGGAUGUUAGGAUGAACGUUGGUGCAAAUUUCCCUUCCGCUGAGUCUGUGGAUUUCUCUUAUAUUGAAUACAAGAGUAAUUAUAUCAAUAAUUCAGACAAAUCACCAAUGAUACCUUUUAUGAAUUAUCAGCGUUUGUUUGUUGGUCUACUACCUUCGUCGUAUUUAAGAUCUAGCUAUCAUCGAAUGCUAAGAAGAGUUAUCUAUUUGUGCAUCGGUAUCACACUUCUAUUAUUUUUAUGUAGGCUACUUCAAUGUAAUCAUGACAAUAAAUUUACAGGUCGUGUAUCUAUAUCCCCGGACCCUUGGAGUAAAACACGUUUUACACAUAUAAGUGAUAACGCAGGAGUAGCAACGACAAAAACCAACUAUGUAUAUGGUGUUGUGUUCGACGCUGGAAGCACUGGAAGCCGUGUUCACAUAUUCAAACUAGUUCAUAAUCCCUUAGAUCCUUUCAAACCGUUUAAACUAUUGGAUGAUAAAUAUCAUCAUGUUCAACCUGGUUUAUCUUCAUAUGCGGAAAAACCAGAGGAGGCAGCAUUAAGUUUAACGAAAUUAAUUAAUAUUGCUGAAACUAGUCUUCCUGUUGAUGUGUGUCGUAAUACUCCAGUUAUUUUAAGAGCUACUGCUGGUCUUCGUCUAAUUUCUGCGCAUAAAGCAGAGAAUAUUUUAAAAGCUGUACGACAUAGAUUAUCUCAAACUUGUUUUAAACAAUUACCUAACGCUGUAACUAUUAUGGAUGGAUUUUAUGAAGGUCUAUAUUUAUGGUUGACAUUAAACUUUCUCAAUAAUCGUUUAUCAAAUGGAAAAGCACAAAAGAAUCAUGCAGUGAUUGAAAAUUCACUUACACAAACAAUUGGUACAUUAGAUCUAGGUGGAGGUUCUACACAAAUCACAUUUAUUCCCACUGAGUUAAAUACGCUCAACAAUGCACCUGAUAAUUUUAUUACAUAUUUUGACGUACAAAAUAGUAAUGAUAAACCGAAACAAAAGAUCUAUUCACAUAGUUACUUAGGCCUAGGACUAAUGUCUGCACGUUAUUCAAUGUUAUAUAAUGCAACUGAACAUUUUAAGUUAAUUACUGAAGGAAAGAAAGAGUUUUUUCAUCCUUGCUGGCCUAAUAAUGUAACUCUUAAAUGGAAUCAUGCCGGUAAAGAUUGGCAAAUCAGUCGUAUGAAUCAUUCAAUGUCUAAAUCUUUAUUAUCAUUUAUUAAAACAAAAUCAAUUUAUCAUCAUCAAGCAGCAAUUGAACCGGUCAAUGUUAAUGCUAAUAAUAUUGAUAAUGAUCAUCUAAUGUUGUGCUAUGCUUUAGCAGUGAAUGUAUUACAAAAUCCUGUUGAAGGUGAUAUAAAUGUUAUCAGAUAUCCACCAAACAAUAAUAUUGUUCAUCAACCAGUGGAAGUGAAAACACGUGAAUUUUAUGCAUUUUCAUAUUAUUUCGAUUUAGCUGUUAGUGUUGGUUUAAUACAUGAAAAUACUGGUGGAUUUCUUACAGUGAAUGAUUUUCAAAAUGCUGCUGAACGAGUUUGUCGUAACCCAAAUCCUCAGAAACCAUUCGAUUGCAUGGAUCUUAGUUUUAUCACUGCAUUAUUGCAUAGUGGUUAUGGGUUCCCGUCAGAUAAAAAAAUUGGAUUUUUUAAAAAAGUCAAUUCUUUUGAAAUUAAUUGGAGUCUUGGUGCCUUAUUUUCAGAAAUGUAUCAUAAAUAAAACUGCCUGAGAAAAUAAAGGAUAUUACAUUCAUUACAACAUUAUUGUUCUUUACUUUGUAUGAUACAUACAUUAGUUAUAUCGAUCAGAUUUCUUUUCUUUUAUAUAUAUUUGAAGAAAAAAAAGUUUUAUGAACUCCAUAUUCUUUUUUUUUAAAUCUAUUUUUAUCAACUUCCUUAAUACCUACCUACCCACCUACCUGCCUACUACUACUACUACUACUACUACUGUUAGUAACAAUAGGGUCUAUAUUGUUUUUUUUAAAUGGUAUGUUGUUGUAUGACAACUAUUUAAUGCAAUGAUUGCAUAUAUAUAUGUUAAAUUUUAAUCCUGUUUUUGUUCUCUUCUUUUCUUUUUGUUUAUUCAUUUACUUUACAUUUACGUACGUAACAUUCAAUGAAUCUAAUAAGUAUUUGUUAUAAUGAAUCCAACUGGAAAAACUUUUUUUUUCAUCCUUUAAAAUUGCUCAGAUCAAAUGUUAACACCGUUUAUUUUCAGCUCUUAAAUUGUUCUUUUUUUUCUCUCUCUCUCUUCUGUUUCUGAGUGUAGAUAAAGUCUUUUCAUUAUCAUUUUAAAAAAAGAGAUUAUUUAGUUGAUAUUCUCAGCAUAGUCAACUAUUCAAAUCUAGUUCGAUCUGAUUCUUUCAAUAUAAUCUUAGAACGUUAUCUUAAUACUUUUUCGUCACAAAUUAUUCAUUUGUCAAGCUUUUUAAGUUAUGUAAUUUCAACAGAUAAUGUUUGUUUGUUUGUUUUUAAAUUACACUGCUUGAUGGGUU
Molecule: messenger RNA, 3005 nt
Organism: Schistosoma bovis
Lineage: Eukaryota; Metazoa; Platyhelminthes; Trematoda; Strigeidida; Schistosomatidae
Source: the annotation of a GenBank genome assembly